UUCACAUUUCACUAAAUCCACCAAGUUGCUGCCGCGUGAUUGGCUGAAUCGUAAACAGAUGUAUCUUACAAAGUGGCCGACAAGUGCAGUACUACAAUUUUCCUUCCAUGAUUAAUAACGUAAACCUAAAGACUUUAUAGGCAAGUUAGGAUUAGCGAAUCCACCGAGCUGUUAAAUCUCAAUAAAACGGGAAUGAGCAGCUUCGGUGAUAAACUUUAACGUUUGGUCUGUUGAAGAUUUACAGCACUAACAUCAUCAUCAUCAUCACCACCACCACCCACCCCCCUCCAACAAGAAAUGGUAAAAUGCUGUUAAUUCCGUUUAGUUACACGAUACUGGCCGUCACAAUAAGCCUAGCAAGUUAGCUACCCAACUCCUAGUGAGGCACCAGUCUUAAAAACACAUAAAAAUAGCCUUUUUCCCUCAUUAAACUGACACAGGUGUGAUCAUUAAUCCGCUAUAUAACAUACAAGUGUGACUUACUUUUCACAGAAGCAGCAGAUGAGCUUUUUGACGCUUAAACUGUGUGAACAACACACUCUUCUACUCCGCACACGUGUUUAGAAGCUUGGGAAAAAAUGUAUUACGUGCUUUGGAAAGAGCUGCAAUAUGAUUGGCUGCCUCGGACAUUCUGAAGACUGUGGCGUCUGAUUGGACAGUGGGCUAAUACCAGGAAGCUAAACGGAAGGUAAACAAACCGUUGUGGAGAAUUUCGUGCUUAGCUGCAAGCUAAAGUGCUUUAAACCCUUUGAGUGUUUGUUGGGUUUGUUUUAAGUUCAUCCGGGAGUCAUGAACAGCUUCCAGGCCGCCAGCCCUCCGCUCUCUGCUGCUGUGACCCAGAUGUUCAACACGCUGGAGUCGGCUGCAGAACAAAUGAUGGUGCACAGAGACUUCCAAGCGGCUUUUGACACAUGUCUCAGUGGUCUGGAGAGUCUCGCCGGCCUGGAGCCCGAGGACAGCAGAUGUGCAGAGCUCAAGGCUGGUUUCUGCAUCUUAGGGAUUCAGGCUCUGGCUGAGCUCAAUCAGUGGCGUGAUGUCCUCUGCUGGGUUCUGCAACAGUAUGAGCAGGAGAAAAUACCAGCGAAGAUCAUGCAGAUGUGUAUACUUCUUUACUCCAAGGUGGGUGAGCCUGCUGUAAUGCAGGAGGUGACCAGAGCCUGGUUACACUACCCAUCCAACAGCAGGGCGACUAGCUUCGGGACGGUGGCAGAGCUGUACCUGCUGCAUGUCCUUGUGCCGCUGGGAGAGGCAGACGAGGCUCGGGAGCUGGUCAGAGGCGAGGUUUUUAGCACCGCCUUCACAGAAGAACACAGACAGACUGCGCUGGAUAUCAUAGAAGAAAAAGAGCGACAAAAUCAAGACCCUCCUCUAAAUGCCAGGAUGAGUGGAAGCUCUGACGUCACCGAACAUCCUGUCUCAUCCCAAGGUACUUUAGUCCGUAAACUUGAGGCUGUGAUCAGGUUUUUAUACCGAAAACUCCUGAUGAUUGGCUCCGGCUCAUUCCCUUUCCGGAGAAUCUUUCUGACUGCCAUCCUCCUCUACAUGCUCUUUUUUCGGAUGGAUCCAGCUCUCCCGUCUGCGUUCAUGUGGAUUUCUAAACUUCUGCAGCUGCUCAAACAGAUGUGGAACGCCAUGUUUGCACCGUAUUAUCAGGCAGUCACUCAGAGCAAAGGACUGUAGAGGACUGAAUAUGCUUGGUCUAUCAUUUUAAAUGAAUUCUCUAAUGACUAUUUGUAAGACAACAUGGAUGAUAUUCACGUCAGAUCUAUAAAACAUUUAAAGUACUCAUUCCAGGAAAACUUGCAUUUUUUUUAAGCUGCAGACUCUUCAGCUCACAUGACACAGCUUCCCAUGAAUUCUGCCCAGCUCCUCACUAAUACAUCCUUUGUUUGUCCAUCUCAAAGCAACACAUGAGUCAUCAAGAGUCUGAUGUGUUUUUUUUUCCAUUCCUUUUUUAAGUCUAGGAAGUGACUCACUGUUCUGGUUCAGAGUACCUAGAAUGAUGAAUGGGGUAAGAAAACAGUUGCAGUCAGUGUAUCACUGUAGGAAUAUGAAAUUUGUUAAAUGAUUAUAACAAUAGUUAUAAUAGUCGGUUUAAGUUUUGUGUACUGCAAUGUGCUGAGGUCCUGUGGCUGCAAAACAAGCCUAAACCAUGACCCCUCUGCCACUGUGCAUGACACGAGGUGUUUGUCCUGAUAUGCUGUAUCUGGUUUUCAACAAACGUGGUGCUCUGCAUUACAGCCAAACAUUGCCACUUUGGUCUCGUCUCUCCAAAGGACAUUUCUAGAAGUGUUGCAUUUGACAUGCUAACUGAGGUCGGUAGAGUCUGGGAUGUAGUUUUUUGCACGUCCAAGAUCAUGCACUGGGUGUGGAAUUUGCUGGGACGUUUACUCCUGAGAAGACUGGCGACUGCUUUGAAUGUUUUCCAGUUGUGAAUAAUUGUUCUCACUGCAAAAUGAUGGACUUCAGAUUGUUUGGAAAUGACCCUAUAACCUUUCUCAGAUCGAUGGGAAGCCGCAGUUACUUUUUUAACUCGUUCCUCCACAAUUACGACAUUUGACAACAACGUUAAUGGGUGUGGAAAGGUGGACAGAGAUGACGUUUUUCCUCCUUGGCGCUGUGUUAAGACACCGGAAUGCUCCAUUCCAGCAAACUUCCAAAACCUCAGCUUUUAUAGAAGUGGUCAUGAUCAAUUAAUCAAGUGCAUUAUCAACACGUUACCAUCUUAAUUCAAAUGGAAGCUGUCAGAUUGUAAUUAGUUUUU
This is a messenger RNA of Pundamilia nyererei, 2764 nucleotides long. RefSeq names its product peroxisomal biogenesis factor 26 (gene pex26). The transcript has 5 exons. The coding region runs from base 790 to 1680 and encodes 296 amino acids. Gene Ontology annotation, molecular function: ATPase binding; protein-containing complex binding. The record is from RefSeq and is a predicted model, not a curated record. Gene Ontology annotation, biological process: protein import into peroxisome matrix; protein import into peroxisome membrane. Gene Ontology annotation, cellular component: peroxisome; peroxisomal membrane. Lineage: Eukaryota; Metazoa; Chordata; Actinopteri; Cichliformes; Cichlidae.